AUGGAGUCUACUGGGUGUUGGUUCAAUAGGUUAAAGUCAAAGGAUAAGCUGAAGUCUGCCAAAAAGAAAGAUAUUGCAGGCAGUGGGAAGGAGGGAUCAAAAGCACUAAACAGUGAAGAAGUACCGUCAAAUGUAACCAGGCAGAAGGUUGCAGCUGCAAAGCAGUAUAUUGAGAACCAUUAUAAGAAGCAAAUGAAGGACCUGCAUGAGAGGAAGGAGCGACGUAAUGUACUGGAGAAGAAGUUAGCUGAUGCUGAGGUCUCUGAGGAAGAACAAAAUAACUUAUUAAAGUAUUUAGAGAAGAAGGAAACUGAAUACAUGCGCCUUCAAAGGCAUAAAAUGGGUGCUGAUGAUUUUGAACCAUUGACAAUGAUAGGCAAGGGUGCAUUUGGGGAGGUUAGAGUCUGUAGAGAAAAGUCAACAGGUCAUGUAUAUGCUAUGAAGAAGCUUAAGAAAUCAGAGAUGCUUCGCAGAGGCCAGGUUGAACAUGUGAAGGCAGAAAGGAAUCUACUUGCUGAGGUUGAUAGCAAUUGCAUUGUCAAACUAUAUUGUUCUUUCCAAGAUGAAGAGUAUCUGUAUCUCAUCAUGGAAUAUCUACCUGGUGGAGAUAUGAUGACUUUACUGAUGCGAAAGGACACACUAACUGAAGAUGAGGCCAUGUUUUAUGUUGGGGAAACUGUCCUGGCUAUCGAGUCUAUCCAUAAACAUAAUUAUAUUCAUAGAGAUAUCAAGCCUGACAACUUGCUACUUGAUAGAAAUGGUCACAUGAAAUUAUCAGAUUUUGGAUUAUGUAAACCAUUAGAUUGCAGUAAUCUCCAAGAAAAGGAUUUUUCUGUGGCAAACAAUCUUAGUGGAGCUCUUCAAAGUGAUGGACGCCCUGCAGCACCAAAACGUACACAACAGGAGCAAUUGCAACAUUGGCAGAGGAACAGGAGGAUGCUUGCUUAUUCUACUGUUGGAACUCCUGACUAUAUUGCCCCAGAGGUCUUGUUGAAGAAAGGAUAUGGAAUGGAAUGUGAUUGGUGGUCCCUUGGUGCUAUUAUGUAUGAAAUGCUUGUGGGAUACCCACCGUUUUACUCGGAUGAGCCCAUGUCAACUUGUAGGAAGAUAGUUAAUUGGAGAAAUCAUUUAAAGUUCCCAGAUGAAGCAAAGUUAUCUCCUGAAGCGAAAGACCUUAUCAGCAAACUCUUAUGUAAUGUUGACCAGAGGCUUGGAACAAAAGGCGCAGAUGAAAUAAAGGCUCACCCAUGGUUUAAAGGUAUUGAAUGGGAGAGAUUAUAUCAAAUGAAAGCUGCAUUUAUUCCUGAGGUCAAUGAUGAGUUGGAUACUCAAAAUUUUGAGAAGUUUGAAGAGGCUGAUGACCAAAUUCAGACUUCUGCAAAAUCUGGUCCAUGGAGAAAGAUGCUUUCAUCUAAAGAUAUUAACUUUGUUGGUUAUACAUACAAGAACUUUGAAAUCAUAAAUGAUCAUCAGUUACCUGGAAUUGCUGAUUUAAAGAAGAAGAGCACAAAAUCUAAGAGGCCCUCGAUCAAGUCGCUUUUUGAAGAUGAGUCAGCCGAGGCUACCAAUCAACCUGUUAAAGGGAGCUUCCUAAGCCUCCUGCCUCCUAAACUAGAUGCUUCGGAGCAAUCACGUAAAUCCAAAUGA
Dovyalis caffra is the source of this 1647-nucleotide messenger RNA. NCBI's taxonomy places the organism in Eukaryota, Viridiplantae, Streptophyta, Magnoliopsida, Malpighiales, Salicaceae. The record is from the annotation of a GenBank genome assembly.